GCUGCCACCGUGUCCCAGAACUGCCAUGUCCUCGUGCUGCCUCUCUCACUGAUGGCUUUAGAACUCCAAGAUGAACAAACAGAUGGGGACCCGCUGCCCAACGCCGUGAGGAUGAACCGCUGCAGCCACCUUCCUGGAGUGUCCCCAGAGUGCCCACGCCCUCCAGCCCCCGAUGGAAAGAACCUGCCCGGCAGCAGUGGAGGCCUGGCCACCAGCUGUCCCCCCCAGUAUGUCAUGCAAGUGUCCUCCAAGGAUGGGCAGCUGCUCUCGUCCGUCGUGCGCUCCCUCACCAUGCAGAGCAGCCCCUUCAAUGACCGGCCCAUCUGCAGAAUCUGCCACGAGGGCAGCAGCCACGAGGAGCUGCUAUCCCCCUGCGAGUGCACGGGGACGCUGGGCACCAUCCACCGCAGCUGCCUGGAGCACUGGCUGUCCUCCUCCAACACCAGCUACUGCGAGCUCUGCCACUUCAGGUUUGCAGUGGAACGCAAGCCCAGGCCACUGGUGGAGUGGCUGAGGAACCCUGGCCCCCAGCACGAGAAGAGGACUCUCUUUGGGGACAUGGUGUGCUUCUUGUUCAUCACCCCGCUGGCCACCGUCUCCGGCUGGCUGUGCCUGCGGGGAGCUGUGGACCACCUGCACUUUAGCAGUAGGCUGGAAGCUGUCGGCCUCAUUGCACUCACUGUGGCACUCUUCACUAUUUACCUCUUUUGGACCCUGGUGUCCUUCAGGUACCACUGCCGGCUGUACCACGAAUGGCGUCGGAACAAUCAGCGGGUGAUGCUGCUCUUCCCAAAAUCUGCCAACGUCCCCUCCACCCAGCAGUCCCUGCUGGACCUGCAGCCCCUCAAAAGGAGCUCCAAGGAAACAAUCGUGUGAUUUGGGGUGGAGCUGUGCACUGAAGAUGGUUUUUUUGUCUCAGACUCGUUGGGGUUGGGCAGCAUCCAGCACCCAGGAAUGUGCAAUUUGAAUUUACAGACUGAGCGCAGAGGGAUAAAAUCACAGUCAGAAUUCAAGUUCAUGGAUGCUGCAGUCAUUCGUGGCGUUUGCUAAGCUGCCAAAUGUGUUUAGUUAGCAGGGACCCUACGGAUUCUGCAAGUAUGUUAAUUGUUGCAUCAUCAAGUGAUACAAACUUUUUUUGUUGUUUAAAGUACUAAACUAUGGUAAUUAACAAUGCAAAAAAUGCAGGUUUAAAAAGUGCUUUGUUUUUAUGAUUUCUUCUUCUUACAGUACUGUUUCUUUAGGCAGCUGGACAGUAACCUAUUUAAAAUAUUUACUGGACAGUAAAUAUUUAUUUCUGCUUCCUAAAGCAUAGCAAUGGCAUUUCCUCAUAUGAUUUUAUCUGCAGGUCCGUUAUAACGUUUUGAUGAUUAAAAUUUGUUUGUAAUGAGCUCUAAAAAUUGGCACAUUAUUUAAAUGCUACAAAGUGAUUAGAAAAUUGUAUUACCCAUUUCCUGUUUGGCAGGGAGGUUCUGAUGGGGAGAUUCUUCAGUUAUGAAUCCAGCAUGCACAAUAGAAAAAUUAGACAAAUUGCAGUAAUCUUCCUAUCAAAAGUAUUCUAGUUUAUAGCACUCAGGAAAAAAGAAAAAUUUACUUUUCCAUGAAGAAGCACCACAUUCUUCAGUGAAGUGCACAUUCUGCUGGUAUGAAUUCAAACUCAGCCAAUUUAUCCUGCAUUUACACCAGGCUGAAUUAAACUUUACAGCUUACUUUCAUAUAGGGAAAGCUCUGCAUACAUAAUGAAUGAGAUCAUCAGAGAAGUUUUAGGAAGCAGGGACUUGUCUUGCAUAAAGAACAGCAUUAUUUUAAAGGAGCAGAAACUCCAGCUUGAGAGGUAGGAUUUAGCAGUGUGUGCAAACCCUGGGCUCUUA
Ficedula albicollis (Collared flycatcher) is the source of this 1868-nucleotide messenger RNA. RefSeq names its product membrane associated ring-CH-type finger 3 (gene MARCHF3). Gene Ontology annotation, biological process: protein ubiquitination. Bases 52 to 876 code for a protein of 274 amino acids. The transcript has 5 exons. Gene Ontology annotation, molecular function: ubiquitin-protein transferase activity; zinc ion binding. The record is from RefSeq and is a predicted model, not a curated record. NCBI's taxonomy places the organism in Eukaryota, Metazoa, Chordata, Aves, Passeriformes, Muscicapidae.